CGAGACCCAACAGUCACGAUCAUUUCUUUGCCCAAGUCAGAAACAGCUUUUGCUUCAGCUGCAACAGGUGUAUUAAGUGUGUGUUUUUAAUGCGUGUAAAAAAUUGAAAGCAACACGUGACCUGUCGAAAUAGAAUUGCUUUAGGGGAGGGUGGUACUCGCAUUUUUGUAGACGUUAUGGGUGUGUUGUAAAAGUUAUUGUGCUUCCAAAAUCAAUAUUAACUAUUAAGGUUGGAAGUUAAUUGAGGAGAAUGCCGCUGAGUGCAGUUUGUGUUAGUACUUUGAGCAGCCGACCUCGAUUCUGGUCGUCUCAUUCAAAUAUUCGUGCUAAAGAUGUGCAACAACUCACUACUAUGAACAGUGCUGAAGAACUAUCAAAAUAUAAGGAGAACAUCGAUAGUUACUAUUCUCCAACUUUAUCCAGACGCUUGUUAGGAUACGGAUAUGAUUUUCCCGAGAAAUCACCCAAGAAGGAGAAAAAAUGGUCUUUGGGGAGUUUAUUUCGAAGGAAAAAGAAAGACGAAAGUGACAGUAGCAGUGACGACGACCUGCAGAAGAAGGGUUUUUUAGGUCGAAAGAAACGAAAACCUGACAAGAAAAAAAAGCCAAAUAAACCUAUCGGAACCUUCGACCAUGUCGUACUUUCCCGUAAUUCACACCUGUACUCAAAUGGGUUUAAUGGCUACGAUGAAGCCGGCAUUUUUUCUGACCCGGGUAAUGGUUUUGGAUACGGCAGUAAAUCGUUACCAAAGACUCAAUCCCAGGAAAUUGUAAAACAGCCUGUUAAAAAUGCAACAGUUGAGGAGGUCAGCAACUCUAGGAGCACUUCGAUCUCAGGAUCAACGGAAGUUGGAAGAAAAAGCCGGAAAGGGUUGGCAAAAGUAAGGGCGGAGGCCAGAAGGGUUAAUUUGAAGCGGGACAGCAGUUCGGAUGAGGAUUCUCAAAGAUCUGUCUCUUCUACUAGGUUUAGGAGUGACGAAAGUUUGGGUCAAGGGUACCGAGAUGGCUCUUUAAGCCGCCGCUCAAGGGCGGCAAGGACAGAACGCUACUUAAAACGACAUUCUCGAGAUGGCGAGAAUCCAAAAGACUUUUUAAGACUGUCAAAAUCGGACGCCGAAAAUUCCGUACCACAGUGGAAAACGUCCGAUGAUAGUAACCGAUCGUUAAGUAGAAGCCCUUUACUACCACCUUCAUUAAACAAAACCAAAACGAUAUACUCCACCUUAUCGCAGUCACCUAACAUUUCGGGAUUAUCAACUAUCCCUCCUAGUCAUAGCAAUAGUAGGAUUAAAGUUAGCAAUUCAACGAGUAACCCGUCGUACAAGCCACCUUUGUCGAUGAACGACUAUAACUACAGUACUCGAAAACUAUCAAAUGAUUAUCUUUCUAAUCAACGUAGUUUAUCUUGUGAUGCCAACAUACAUAAAUCCCUGCCUGUGGAAGCGGAAUCGGAAAUAAUUCAUGUCCAGUUUCCUAUAGGAAAACCCAAUAACAGGUUACGGAAUCUGAGUUUAAUUGAGUCUCGGCAUGUAAAUGCCUGUCAUGCAAGACAACCACCACCUCCACCUCCGCGUGAUCCUAGAAGAUUAGUCACGGCUCAAUAUUACGACAAUGUGAGGCCCAUCACGUGCUAUUUAGACAGCCCUAUGAAAUCGAAAUCGUUCCACACGAAUUCGCAAACUCCCGCAGUGCAAACCAAAAAAUUCACUUCGUUUAAUAAAAACUGCAGAUCGACUUCGGAAGAUCACAUACCACAAAACAACGUCCAUUUGAUACCACGACCAUCGUCGGCAACUCCCGACGCUUCUCAAAGGCGCACACAAGUUAACACAAAUCUGGAAAAUUAUAAUUAUUUAACUGAUAAGAAACCGCGGAGCAGAAAACCGAUAUUUAUCCAGUCAAAUAAUAGCUUGGAUAGUGUUUCAACCGACAAGAGUGAAACUCAGAAAGCGUUAGAUUUCUGGAAACAAAAGGACAAGGAUUCCAGAAGUGUUAAAAAUAAUGUGAAAACGAAGAGAGCGAAAAGUCCACAAAUGUUCACUUGCCAGACGCAUGUUCAAACCCAGGUGUUCCUACCUAGCGUUCUUCAGAAUGAUAUUACGUCUGAGAAUAUAACCAAAUCGAUGGAUACUGAAAAAGAUGAUUCGGGGACAAACCGUUACAUGCCUGUUCUAUGCCAGGAGCCGUUGGCUAAAGAAGAGGAAAAUGAAGAUUUGAAACGCAAGUCUUCAAAUCUGGAAGAGGCUCUUGACGAGUUGGAGGCAAUUUACAACAGCUUGCGACUGGGCGAUGAGGACCUUCUGGAAAGAGCGGAGAAGCGGGAAAAGGAUGCCGCUGAGCAGAAGUUAAAGGAGGAAGGACGCGAAGUUUAUUCCAACUGGAGCACGUCGAGGGGCGCUUUGAGCGACUCUAGUUUUAGUUACGAACCUUUCGAUUCUAUAGGUUCCCCUAGACGUAAGCGUUUUGUGCGAAAAAGCCAAACUAUCGAUAGGAGAGCCGACGAUAUGGCUUUCCGAAAGUUGAAUAAAGAACGUUCAGCUACAAUCAAUGAUCCGCAAGGUGUUUUAUCCAAAAUUAGUUACCUAAACGCGUCUCCUGUUUACGGAAAAGAACCAAAGGAACAUGAAGUGCCAAAUAAAAACUCUAAGGAACCUGAUAUUACUUUAGAUGACGUGGUUUAUAGAAACGUCAAGUUUGCCAACAAUUGCCCAAAGGUUGUGGAACCUCAACCACCGUUCGGGAUACCCUUAGGGCCCAUAACACCGGCUGCGAACAGUGAUUAUCUCCACGCUGUUCCCGAUAAUAUUCCGCGACCAAUGUUUAAACCACGGAAAAUCCCUGAUUUGGUUAAGGAUGAUUUGGCUUUCCGUAACUUGAGGAAAGACCAGGGCAAGGAACCUGCCCUUCCGCCCUUAUCUCCGGACGAUCUUAAGAACAAUAACGCGUCCGAACCGAAGCUAGAUCUCGACUCGUUGAAGAAAAAACGAGCCGUGAGGUCGCUCUCCGCCAACAUUGGCAGCAUAAUCAAUAAAAAUUUCUUAUCCAAAGGAUUAGAAAAACACGGUGGUGAAAGUAACGAGUCAAAAACAUUAACAGACAUUGCGGACGCGAUGGAAAUCGCACGCCAAGUCCUUAUGGAGAAAGAAAACAAAAUUAGUGCCACCAGAAGAGCAUUUCUUAGCGACACCGACACGAACAACGGUAACGACAGCAUAACCGAAAGCCGGAUGAACUUUUUGAACAGUUUGAAGACUCCCUCGGACCACUACUUACAAGCAAAACCACCGAGAGGUGUCACCACACCCGAAUGUAAAUCACCGAGAUCGCCGAAAGAAUCAACUCCGAUUCCGGUCGAAGAAUCGAGAGAUUCGUCUCUUGACGAUUUGCUCACAGCUUUGGCCACCGAAGCUAGAGAAACGAAUGAACGCAUAGCCAAAGAACUGAAGAGUUUUGAAGACCGCAAACGGAAGAAAAGCCCUGCUGAUGAAAAUUUGAACAACUACGAGCUGACGAAAACUCUGAGUGAUAUUGAUGCGGUGUCGGAACAGGCGAAAUUGUGCGAGAAAUUGUUGGAGGGGGUUGUGGACAGUACGGAUUUGAUGGCGUCUGCAAAGCCAGUUUUGGAAGAGGUGGGGCAGAUUGAUACCGAAGCUACUCGGGAAGAAUCUGUUGCAAAUGUUGUUUUAACAAGAGACGAUUCCAAAAACAAGGAGAAAUCGCCAGUGAAGCUGUCGUGCGAGUCAGAUCAUGACUACGAGAACUUGGUGUCUGAUCAAGAGUUGAAUCUUGACGAAGCUCCGGUUGAAGAUGUGAAGUGCACGUCGCCGUUCGAAGAACACAAGGCGGAAUUGAUUGCGACUUUCCAAGAGUUGAAGAACAAUGUUAGUCUUGAUCUCGACGGCAGAAAGGAAAAUGAUACGAAUGAUAAAGAAAACGAUGAGACGGUUGCAGGUAAACAUCCGCCACGACGCUCACGUUCUCGCUUACCUCGAUGGCUACGACCUCAUUCCUCUGGAAAUUUAUCAGACCCGACAAUUAUGUCUGAGGGUCAGGACAGCAGGGCUGAACGCAUCGCCCGAUACAAGGAACAACGGAGAAAAGAGCUCGCCGCCCAAUUUAAUAAGAUACAUAUCGACUCUCCGACUAGUCAAAGACGCAACAGCAAAGACAGCAACUCCAGCAGCUCGGAGGGGCCGCGGACCACCCGGACCUCGCGCUUGAGGGCUGCAAUCUCGUCGCAAGAAAAUUGUUCUAGUCCCCAGAAGACUAAACUCGGACGUGAGAAGACUCCUCCAGUCACACCAACCAGUAAUGAAACAGGUGUCUCUGGAAGUCGACGUAUCGAACGUGACAAAAGCAGCAAACGAAAAUCUAAUCUCAAUCGCUCUUUAAACUCUGAAGAGGUCCCCAAUUUGGAAGGUGACGAUGUAAAGAACCGCCGAAGGCGUCGCCGGUUUUUCCCACAAGAAGUAUUAGACCAGACUGCAGACAGCUCGAACGAUGAUAAAGUUAAAAGUGAUACAAGUCACACUGCCUCUUUCUUAUCGCAAUCUUCUACAUCACCCAACACUGCCUCACCUCGGCUGACGCCUCGCAAGUCAGAACUAAGCAUACACAUGGAAAAUGCGCGAAAAGGCAUAGCCCCAUCAUAUUCCGAGAUGGGACGAACAAAACCAGCAGUCAAACGUCCGAUGGUCUCAUCCAGCCCGAAAGAUAAAUUUGACAACUCCAUGUCAGACAAAGAAAUCAGUAGAAGAGCAAGCCAAACUAAACUAAAUGGGGAAAAUAAAACCACGUCUUCUAGAAGUUUAUCCGAUAACGAUAGUAGCAAGAAUUACAAAAGUAUUAGUAAAAAAAUGGAGGAACUAACGGCCUUAACUAAAGAAACGCUGGCCCAGGUCGAGCGCCUGGCCAGUAAAAACGAAGAACAGCCUAAACAAAUAAAGAGGCCAUUGAGUAGUAGUCCUAAACGAAUAGACAAAGUUAGCCGAAACUUAGCUACAGACCGGCUCCACCAACCAUUUUCCAUUUUAAAAAAGAAAAUAGCCGAGGAGCCCGUCAUUGUCGAAUCCGUGCCAAAUACCGCUCCAGUAUCGAUACUAAAACGCAAAGUGUCUCAAGACGACCACAAAACCGAAGGUGCGUCUUCGACUCACACUCCCCCGGUCACUUUUUCGCCGAGUGUCAUUGAACCGGCGACGACAAACCGCAAACAAGGCAUUUUGAAAAAACGGCGAAGUCUGGACGAGUCUCAAGUCAUGCGGCAUAGGUCUUGUAGCCCCGAUGUGGCCAACAAGGCUCCAGACUCCCGCUCCAUACUCAAAAACCAGCGGAGGUCCUCUAUGGAGGAGUUGACUCGGACCCAGUCGCCUGAACAGCACCUGCACGGGAUACUUAAGCGCAAAACGUCGAAGACUGAAGACGAUGAUCAUUCGCUCAACUCCCCGCAGGGGAUUCUGAAGAGGAGGUCGGGGGCAAGCAGUGCCGGGUCCACUAGUAGCACUCCGCAUGUUUCCAUCACCACGGCUGUGAUUCUGGCUGCGGCUGGAGGCGCAGAGAUGGUGCUUGAAGGCGAGAGUGUGAAGCCCAUCCUCAAGAAGAAGAGUUUUUCGGAGGAGAGUUCCUACAAUGAUAAUUCUUAUUGCGAGACGCCUAAGCCGAUUUUGAAGAAGAAGUCGAGCACGGACACUGAUGAGUGUGAGGAGAGGCCGAAGAAGCCCAUUUUGAAGAUAUCCCGCAAUUCUUUAGAGCGUGACAGUGAGUGCAUCAAACAUGGUGUUCCUAGCGAAAGUGAGUGCGACGUUAAACCAAUACUCAAGCAAAACGGUAAAGAGGAGGGGGCGAGGCCUAGAUUGUCUUUUUGUGGCGAUACAAACGAUGAUUCAGUCAUUCAAUUUCGAAGCUCAAGAAGGUCGCAUACUAUAUGCGCCGACUUUAAUGUCAAGUCUGAUAUUAAGCACAAGGAAGAGGACAGGCAGUUGAAGAAGCCGAGGCCGUUGUCCGUUUCCGAACUUGUGAUGAAUUUUGAAAACAGUACUUCCACGGGGGCGAUCCCGAAACGGACGAGCUUGAAGAGAACCAGUGAUAGGUACAGGACCCAGCCGGUGACUUCGAACGAACUCGAAGCGAGUUUGAACUUGGUGAGGAGUCCGCAAGUAGAAGACACUUCAAAACUUCCAAAAUCAAGCCCGCUGUUGUCUCCAGUCGCCAAUCAAAGCAGGAGUUCGUUCCUGGAUUUUACGUCUUCUUUGGAGAGUGAUAGCAAUCUGAAUAGUUUCCUGUCUUCGCUUCAUAAUACUAGUCCGGACAGUGGAGUUUGUGGUAAGAUGUCUUCCGAUUCCGCUUUUCAAUCGCUCGGAGACGGGCUUGAGCUAGAUCAAGACGAGGAUAAACCUCUGGAAGUUGCCUCGAAGCCCGGCAAACUUGAAACUAAUUUGGAACUUCAAAUGAAAGCAAUAGCCGAAGAAGCGCAGCGAAAGAAGUUAGCCAAAGGCGGUGCAGGGGUUCGUUCGUAUCGCAACCGAAAAUCCUACCCAUCAGAUGCGCCUUCAUCUAGCAGAUUUUCCACUCAGCCCAUCACUUACGACGAAGUUCGUGAAGCAGCAAGAGUCAAGGAGAAUUCCGACGGUUCUGAAGACAAAGAAGAAGCCGAUCCUUCUAAUCUAAGCUUACACGAAAGGAUCAAGUUCUUUAGCGUCAAGCUGAAAGAGAACAAUUCCCAAAAACGAGACGUUCCUAAACGGCGCCCUAAUCGUUUUCAAACCCAACCUGUUACUUCAGACGAGGUCGAGAAUGCACGCUGUAUUUCCCCCACCGCAUUUGCUUUAGAAGAUGGGCGAAGUGGUGACCACACAACGAGCGAGAGACGAGGCAUUUUGAAGUCGUCUGGCAGUUUUCGCCGCGGCGAUUCGCAUCCGCGAUCCGCGCUCAAAAAACGCGAUUCGUUCGAUGGUACUUCCGACUACGAAAAUCGGUGCUCAAUUUUGAAAUCGGAUGUUGCGGAUGUGACCUACGACGAGGGGAUUUCUUGUAACGAUUCUGCGUCGGAUUCGGAAGCCGCGAGUGUUCCUUGCGGUGUUAAAACCCCCGAAAUUAAAGUCGAACAUAGCACGGCAAAGCGGCAAACUAAAGUUUUGAAAUCCAGCAGCGAGACGUCAGAUGGCGAAUCGUCGGGGGGACGCGAAAUCAGGAGCAUCUUCAAGAAUGAAAACAAGCUGAAGGUUAAGCAAAAAUUAGAAAGUGUUCUCUCCAAAAGCAAAAGCCAGAACACCUUCAGGGAUGAAAACGAAUCAUCCAACAAAAAAGGAAGUGCAAUCCGAAGAUCUCAGACUCAGUCAACGAUGCCUCGAGCUAUUGAAGAAAUCCAGGCUAAGCUGCAGCAAAGCGGCGAAUCCGGAUGGAAAAAGAGAGUGCAACAGAACAAUAACUCCAGCAAUGACUUAAAACUGCUGAACAUGAAUCGGUACAAUGAUGAACUGUCGCAACGAUCAAUUUUGGAGAUCAAGAAAGAUGAACUGGACGCAGCAUCGAAACAGUGGAAAAACCGUGUCGAAAAAUCGGACGCGGAUAAUUUCUCUGUGGCCGGAAAAAUGGAAAAAAAUCGAGAAGAAUCGAAUCUUCAAAUCAAUAUAGCUGUAGACUGUGAUAAAAGUAAGAAGACGCCGCAAGCCAAGAGGUUCAAAGGCAAGGAAGGGUCGGAAGCUUUCUCCACUCCAGUUUCCCCAGACAAGAACCGUCACGUGGAGUUAUCAAGAAGUUUUUCCGUGCCAGACCCAGACCAGGAUAAUUUUGGUUCGGAGUCGUUUUUAAGAACACCGGGUCAAAAAGUGAUAGUUUCAAGACCGGACGAUGAGACGUACAAAAGUUUUUACAAGAGCAUUGAAGGCAAAGAAAUAACAGAACAAAUAGAAGUGUCUCAGGAAGAUUUCGACCUAAUCACCCGACAGUCUCUACUAGUUCAAAAGAAAAAUGUACAAGUCCGGAGAAGACGUGGUGCUUCCAAAAACCCGAUCAAGGCUUUGGCCUCGCGCACAGACAUCACCAACGAAUACACUGAAAUAAUCACAGGCGUAGCCGAGAGAGAAAAGAAAAGACAGAACAUACAAAAACUUGCUAAAAGUUCAAGUUUUGCGACGGCCGCUUUGGCCGGGUUAGCAAGCAAAGAAGAUUUUAAAUCCGUGGCUUUGAAAAAAUCGCGGACUCCUCUCACAUCUGUUCCGUACAAAGACCUCAUGUUGUUACACGUUAAAGGCCGCCAGUUUGUCCAAACACGAUUGGUCGAGCCUGUGGCUUCGAGUAUCAACGAAGGAGAUAAUUACAUCUUGGUCACUCCUUCCACUUUGUAUAAUUACACCGGGAAGUAUUCAAAUGUGAUUGAACAGUCAAGGGCUGCCGAUAUUAUCAACCACAUCCAAAGAAGUGGCGAUCUGGGUUGUCAGGAAGCCGAAGUUGUUAACAUUAACUCUGAAAAUUGUGCGUUACCAAGUAAAAAGAUACAAGAAUUUUGGCAAAAAUUAAAGAGCGAAGCGGGCCAAACUGUUAGUGGCGGCCACCAUGAAGAAGAUGGUAUUUACGAGUCCAACAUACUCGCCACCAACAUGAUUUAUAAACUGGAGAGUAACGAACUGGUGCCUUUUGACGAAUUUUGGGGUAAAAUGCCCAAAAUCGAGAUCUUGAAACCAACCGAAGUGCUAGUGUUUGAUUUCGGAACGGAAAUGUACGUCUGGAGCGGCAAAAAUGCCCCUCCUGAUAAAAAGAAAGUGGCCUUCAAGCUGGCCAAAGAAAUGUGGGACCUUGGCUACGAUUAUUCCGAAUGUAGCGUGUGUCCCUUGAAUGUGGCUUCGGUGCUUGGCAAUCGGCCCCCAGUGGACGUCUCACGCAAAGGCACGUCCAGACCUGACUGGGCCCUCUUUGCCAAACUCACCCAACACCGGGAAACAAUUUUAUUCAAGGAGAAAUUCCUCGAUUGGCCCGAUUUCUCCCGAGUUAUCAAAGUCAAAAGCGACCAAACCGACAAAACCGUCGACGCUUCCUACAACAUCAAGCCCUGUGAUGUCGGCCAAAUGCUCAACCGUGAGAGCGAAACCCCCGACCUGGUGAUCAAAAACACGCACCUGGGGCGUGGCGACCAGUGGUUUGACGAAGAAACGAAAAGACUGUACGACUUUGAAACGUUGAAAAUAUCGGCUUGGAGGGUGUCCGAGAACCACCCCGAGCAGCUAAGCGACGAAACCAUCGGUCACUUUUCCAACAGCCACAGUUACAUCAUUAAGUGGGAUUACCAGACCACUGUGAAAGGCCGCGAUUUGAGCGGGAAGCCGUCCAGGUACCAGAAAGCGGGUCGCGACCGUUGCGUUUAUUUUUGCUGGCAAGGAUCGAACGCUUCGAUCAACGAAAAAGGGGCCGCCGCUCUUUUGACCGUUGAGCUCGACGACGAGGAGGCGCCCCAGGUGCGCGUGGUGCAAGGGGCGGAGCCCGCCGUGUUCUUGAAACUGUUUAACGGCUCCAUGGUGGUGCACGACGGCAAAGAGGAAAAUCGGCACAAGGCCAAGCUGUUUAUGGUGCGAGGUGAGCUGGAGGAUGAAGUUUGCCUGAUGGAGGUCCCGUGCGAGAUGAAGGAGUUGCGGAGCAGAACUUCGUUUAUACUCGUUUUGUGUGAGUUGGCGAAAGUUGUGGUGUGGAAUGGGGCCAAGGCGAGUAAACAAAAGCGGAAGGUGGCGAAAAUUGCCGCUGAGAAUAUUGUGGAGAAGAAGGCCGAUGAGUUCUGUUGGAGUAAUAACAAUGACUGUCAGGUGGUUGUUGUGGAGGAAGGGGAGGAGAAUGAGGAGUUUUUGGAGGGUGUUGAGGGAGGUCGUGGUGAUUAUAACGCUUUGGUGGGCAGUGAUUUGGAUUAUGACUACACCAUGAGGCUUUUUCACCUUAGUGCUCUUUCGGGGACGUUUCAAGCUGCCGAAAUUUUGUGCCCGCAUAGGAGUGAAUUUUCUAGUCCUUAUCCCUUUCUGCAAACUGAACUGUACUCAGCUAGUCAACCUGCGUUGUUCAUGAUCGACAACAAGCACGAAUUGUGGCUGUGGCAGGGCUGGUGGCCCGAGAAGGAAAGAGACGAGAUGGAACUAAGCGACCAGACGGGCUCUGGAGCCGUUCGGUGGCAAGCGGAAAGAAAAGCCGCCAUGCAAACAGCUGUCAGCUACUGGCGAGAGAGCCACAACGACGACGAACCGGUGCCUGCUUACUUAGUUUGGGCAGGACUUGAGCCGCUGGAAUUUAAGAACUUGUUCCCGUGCUGGGCGGACAGGGAAGACGUGGCUGAGUUGAAUUUGAAAGAGGGGAAAAGGGCGAAUGCGAGGCUGUCGGUGGAGGACGAGCUGGCGCUCCUUCUGCGGACGACUUACCCCUUGGCCGAGUUGCUGCAGCGGCCUUUGCCGGAAGGCGUCGAUCCGACCCAUCUGGAGGUGUAUUUGUCGGCGGAGGAUUUCCAGGAGUUGUUGUCGAUGACUAAGGAAGAGUUCCAGAAAUUGCCGGUGUGGAAACAGACCGCUAUGAAGAAGGAGAAGGGCCUUUUUUGACCUAAACUGGCUUCGUUGUUGGACAAACUAGUCUAUUUGUUUGGUGGGUGUUUCCGCACUACAUCUAUCAAUUUUAUUUGAAAACUUGAUUUUAGUGUGUUUGACAUAUCAAAAUUAUUUUAUUCGUAUCCAGUGUGAAAUAAAAGCUGAUUGCCUUUCCAAAUUAUAUUUUUAUAACUGGUAGCUUUCAUACAAAAUUGUUUUUUAUUGAUAACUCCGUGUAAUAAAACUGCCAAUUGAUAUGAUUUACCUGUACUUAAGUGAUUUGUUUUGAUGUUUUUCAAUGACAAUUUUGAGUCAAAUUUAUAGUGUCUGUGAUUAGGCUUUUGUAUUCAUAAUGAUAACCGUAAUAUAUGCUGUUAUGUAAAAUGUAUAUACAUUGAAGAGGUGCCUUGUUAUCUACGGAAUUGAGAGCACUCCUCCAUUCGUGAGUUGCCAAUAUUUUCUAGUCUUUGUGAUCUUUUGUGGCACUGCGUUAUUUUUUUUUAUUUCAAUGUUUUUUAUUCAUUGUGUAGUACCUAUUUAAUUACCCUCUACUAAUGUUGCGUUCACACAAUGUUUGUCAAUAUGAGCGAUAAUUGUACAUUCAUUUUUAAACGCUGUGUACAUUAUAACUGGCUUUUGUACUAAAAUUAAUAUACUGUGGACGUUC
This is a messenger RNA of Tribolium castaneum (red flour beetle), 11216 nucleotides long. It is a transcript of the gene Svil, whose product is annotated as Supervillin. The transcript is spliced from 15 exons. Bases 251 to 10564 code for a protein of 3437 amino acids. The record is from RefSeq and is a predicted model, not a curated record. Gene Ontology annotation, biological process: actin filament severing; cytoskeleton organization; actin polymerization or depolymerization. NCBI's taxonomy places the organism in Eukaryota, Metazoa, Arthropoda, Insecta, Coleoptera, Tenebrionidae. Gene Ontology annotation, cellular component: actin cytoskeleton; cytoplasm. Gene Ontology annotation, molecular function: phosphatidylinositol-4,5-bisphosphate binding; actin filament binding.